Rosa rugosa (rugosa rose) is the source of this 660-nucleotide messenger RNA. RefSeq lists its product as uncharacterized. NCBI's taxonomy places the organism in Eukaryota, Viridiplantae, Streptophyta, Magnoliopsida, Rosales, Rosaceae. The record is from RefSeq and is a predicted model, not a curated record. The transcript has a single exon. Bases 55 to 351 code for a protein of 98 amino acids.
GCUCAGAAAGGCACCAUCUAUUGUUAAUUUCAGAAAAAAACAGAAGCUGCAACAAUGAAGAAGAGCUCCAUGCCUCCUCAUCCUUUCUACUCUCCCAUUCUCGAAGAGCCUGAGAAACAAGACGCCAAAAGCUUUAGGGUACUCGAGAAAGGACCUGCUGCAAGGUCUCAUGCUGAUAUGGAUCAAAACAAAGAGGCAGCAGCUGCAGCACCGAAGAAGCUAGAGAGGAAGACAACCGAAGACAUCAAUAAAAGCGCCGAUGCAUUCAUCAAGAAGUUCAGGAAUCAGCUGAUGAUCCAAAGGCUAGAGUCGAUCGAGAAUUACGAGCAAAUGCUAGCAAGGGGGCUCUAACAGAGAUCAUAUAUCAACCUAAAACUUCCAUGAUGCAUGUUCAUGAUCUACUACUACUGUCAUAAAACUUCUGUACGUGAUAUAUAAUUGAUUGUAUAAGACUGUUUAUUUGAUUGUAGUUGUCACAAUCUAUAAUGAUAUUGCUUUGCAGGUCAGAGGGAUAUGUGAAUCAAGCAAUAAGUCAUAACGUGCUGUAAUAAAUUUAAUUACGAUCGAUGAUGAUUCUCUCGUAUUUGUUGGAAAGUAUAUCUUAAAUUCCAAUUAAAUAUGAAUGAAAUUAUAAUGGGUGCGACUAUUGCCACCCUACUA